AUGUUUAGCCCAGCCCUCAAGCGCAAAGCAGACAACUCCGCUUCGUCACCAGCAGACACCAAGAAACCAAAAGGUGGCAGUAUUACCUCGUUCUUCGGUCUCUCCCCUCGACCUACAUCAUUCAACAAGGACAAAUGGGUGGCAUCUCUGAAACCCGAGCAGAAAGAGCUACUGCAAUUGGAGAUCGACACCUUGGACGAAAGCUGGCUCGCCCACCUAAAAGACGAGAUCGUGACAGCAGAAUUCCUAAACCUGAAGCGCUUCCUAAAGAAGGAAAAGGACUCGAAAGCCAAGAUCUUCCCACCCGAAGAAGAUGUUUACUCUUGGUCCCGCCACACCCCACUACACAAAGUAAAAGUAGUAAUCGUCGGCCAAGACCCGUACCACAAUGACAACCAAGCCCACGGCCUCGCCUUCUCCGUCCGCCCACCAACCCGCGCCCCGCCCUCCCUGGCAAACAUCUACAAAGAAAUCAAAAAAGAAUACCCGGAAUUCGCCCUGCCCCCGUCAAACGGCGGCCUCCUAACCCCCCUGGGCCGAACGCGGCGUCCUAAUGCUAAACACCUGCCUAACCGCUGGGAGCGCUUCACCCAGCGCGCAAUCGAUCUGGUCGCGCGCGUGCGCACGAACGGCGUCGUCUUUCUCGCGUGGGGGAAUCCGGCCGGUGUGCGCGUUGCGAAGAUUAAUCGGGAGAAGCAUUGUGUGCUUUUGUCUAAGCAUCCUAGUCCGUUGAGUGCGCAUGGUGGAUUUUUCGGCAAUAACCAUUUCAUUAAGUGUAAUGAGUGGCUUGCGGGGCGGUAUGGUGAGGAUGAGAUUAUUGAUUGGGCUUUGGUUCCCGGGACUUCUACGAAGGCUCCCAAGGAGAAAGAGGCUCCCAGUUCUACGUCUGAUAAGGAGAAUUCGUCCAGUUUGGCAAAUGCGGAGCUUGAGGGGGUGAACACGAAGGUGGCGGAUGCUAAUGCCAAGUGCUCUCUCGACACUCUUGAUAAGGUGCCGGUGAAGGGUAAGGCGGAUGCUGAUGAUGAGUUUGAUGAUGAGGAUGCGUUGGAGGCUUUGGUUGAGGCGGAGAGAAUGUCUUCUCCUGUUGGGAAGGCUUGA
Penicillium manginii is the source of this 1098-nucleotide messenger RNA. RefSeq names its product uracil-DNA glycosylase. Gene Ontology annotation, molecular function: uracil DNA N-glycosylase activity. Bases 1 to 1098 code for a protein of 365 amino acids. Gene Ontology annotation, cellular component: nucleus; mitochondrion. Gene Ontology annotation, biological process: base-excision repair, AP site formation via deaminated base removal; base-excision repair. The transcript is spliced from 5 exons. The record is from RefSeq and is a predicted model, not a curated record. NCBI's taxonomy places the organism in Eukaryota, Fungi, Ascomycota, Eurotiomycetes, Eurotiales, Aspergillaceae.